GAUAUAAGCUUUUUACUCCCUGGAUACCUAGCUGUCCCAGAUGUCCCAGAAAAAAGAAACAUAUGGAGUAGUGUCGGCGAGGUCUGGACAGAGGGUAGAUGUAUCUACAUGUAUCUACCGUCUCUGAUCUGGACAUUGCUUUAUAGCUUGGAAAGUAAGACGAAGGACGUGUAUAUGGAUGUUAGUUUGUGGUAAGACAUACUAUACUAUACACUUCUGCUUGAGUUGCCCUGCAGUCCCGGUCUAGUCCACUUACUCUCGCUUUACAACUACCAUGGAUGUGCAUAGGAUACAAUUAAGUUUGUUAUGACUACGACCCAGCAGAGACAGAGAACUACAAUAUUUGUUUUCUUAUUACCGUUUACAAUAUCUACUUGCAGCAGAGAUAAAGUCCUAAUUUUAAACAAAGGAUUCAUAGCACUCUACUGUUGCAAACUCUAUUGUAGGACAUGAAAGUAUACCACAAUGUUAACAAAUUAUUUUUCAUUUGCAAGAACAUCUUUGUCCCUCUUUCUGAGGCAUAAUAAUAAUAAUUUAUACAAGUGAACAUAAUAUAUCUAUAUAAACAUACACACCCAUAUAACCUACACACCUACACCCUCUCACUCGUCCAAUGCCUCAAUUAAAAGGUCUGUCAUCUCCGGAUAAGAAAUAAUCGGUAUAAGUAAACAAAGACAUAACCUGUAACACAUUUUCAAUGGGACACCAAAACCUGCUGAGGCCACUAGCUAUCAGGUGGGCACUCACUUUACAACUGUGGUGGGCGUCGUGACACGAGGACAGUGGACCCACGGACUUUGUACAAGUCAAAGGUGGAACAGUUCACCGAUGUGAAAUGUGAGGUCAAGGUGUUGUUGUCGGUUCACUUGUCUGUGUGUGUCGUCGACCAUGGCUGACGGCCAGACCUUCACUCCCUUCCCUCACUUCGCAACGGAUGCUAUUCACGAAGGACAGGAACCUGAGCAAUGGAAGUCCAUGGCAGUGGUACCACCGAUAUCAACAGCAACAACAUUCAAACAGUUCGCACCCGCCGAGCACGCCGUACGUAUUACAAGGGUGGUACAGGCAAGGGAUUUUGGUAUUCAAGAAGUGGAAACCCCACUCGAAACUGUUUGGAAAAAUGUCUGGCAGCAUUGGAAGGAGGCAAGCAUGGAUUGUGUUUUUCUUCUGGUCUGGCAGCUACCAUGACAGUAACACACCUUCUGAAAAGUGGAGACCAUGUUAUAAGCAUGGACGAUGUGUAUGGAGGUACUGGUCGGUAUUUUCGCAGCUGUGCCCUGCCAAUGGGCAUUGAUAUCUCUUUUGUGGACUGCACCAAGAUAGCAGAUGUGGAAAAUGCUCUGAGACCAGAGACAAAGAUGGUGUGGCUGGAAACACCAACUAAUCCUACCAUGAAACUUGUGGACAUAGAAGCUGUCUGCAAGCUUGUUCAUGACAAAAGCCAGGCUUUUGUAGUCGUGGACAACACCUUCAUGUCGUCAUACUUCCAACGACCACUUUCACUGGGAGCAGAUAUUGUGAUGCAUUCUCUGACAAAAUACAUGAAUGGUCACAGUGAUGUUCUGAUGGGGGCACUUGUGUUAAAUGAUGGUGAGAUGGCCAAGCGACUUCGCUUCUUGCAAAAUGCCCUGGGACCAGUCCCAUCUCCAUUUGACUGUUACCUGGUGAAUCGUGGGCUGAAAACACUGGCUCUGCGCAUGAGACAACACAUGAUCAGUGGACUGGCUGUUGCUCGCUUUCUGGAAACAAGUCCGCGUGUACUUAAGGUGAUACAUCCAGGGCUAGAGUCCCACCCUCAGUAUGAGUUGGCCAAACGCCAGAUGAAGGGCUUCAGUGGAAUGGUGACUUUUUUGAUAAAGGGUGGCAAAGAAGUAGCUACCACUUUCCUUAAAUCCCUGAAAAUUUUUACACUUGCUGACAGUCUUGGUGGCUUUGAAAGUCUCUGUGAACUUCCGUCAGUGCAGACGCAUGCGUCAGUUCCUGCUGACCAGCGAGAGCUUCUUGGAAUUACAGACAAUCUGAUUCGCCUGUCUGUUGGACUUGAGGAUGUUGAGGAUUUGAUCAACGAUAUCGAUGUAGCUCUCAAAGUUGCUAUACCUUGAAGGUGAUGGCUUCCUUUGACCAGGACUUCUCAGAAUGUAGGACAAUUCAACAGAUGUUAGAAAAUAUAGCUUGGACAAAUUGUAUUUAUUUCAUUCCAUUUGUUAUAUAUUUUAUGUUUUCUUCAAGUGCAACACCAUUUGGGGGCUUGUGUUGCCUCUGUAAGCAAGAGAUAUGUCUUAAGGAAAGAAAAAGAACCUCAUUUACCAUGACUCCCUGUGACCUGAACUAGAACAUAAAAGCUUUUGACAAAGCUGAACAAUAUCUCUAGUCUUCCAUUUGCCUUUCCUUUCACAGAAUAAUUCACAUGAUUUUCCUCUAUGUGUCAUAAUAUCUUUGUUCUGCUUGCUAUUGGUUAUAUUUAUGUAGGCAAGAGUGCAAAGGAAAGAGAGCUGAGACUUUUUUGUCUAGCACAAAAUGCUUACAAAUUUUACCUCUCCCUCAACACACAGUAUACUGGCACGAUUAUAGUCAGAAAGCAAUUUUGUUUUUUAAUGUUACCAAAGAUUUUAUAGAAAAAUGUUUUAAUAUUUCCUAUAGUAUGUUAGUGCCAUUGAUGGUCAUCCAGCAUGAGGUUUCAAUACAUCAAAUUGUGUGUGGGGAGGAGGGAAUUGCAUGGGGGUGGCUACUGUGUUUUUCCAGUUGAUUUCUGUGCACUUCCAAUUUUAUGGAUUUUUUGUAAGAUUUUAUUGAUAUGCUUGUUAAAAUAAAAACGACAUACUUUCGAUUGUAUAACUUGUAAAGACCACACAUAUAACUGACUGGUUGGAUGAAUGGCUGUGAAAAAGUAAUUAGACAACAUUGCGGAGAUUUGCUUGUCUUAGUUGUUGCAGUUAGGGUGCUGUUGAUCAAAAUUAAAUGAUCUGGCUUAAGGAAAUUAAAACAUUACUUUUGACUGUAUAA
Molecule: messenger RNA, 3003 nt
Organism: Pomacea canaliculata
Lineage: Eukaryota; Metazoa; Mollusca; Gastropoda; Architaenioglossa; Ampullariidae
Product: cystathionine gamma-lyase-like
Exons: 12
Coding region: 966-2102 (378 amino acids)
Biological process (GO): transsulfuration
Cellular component (GO): cytoplasm
Molecular function (GO): cystathionine gamma-lyase activity; pyridoxal phosphate binding
Source: RefSeq, a predicted model, not a curated record